Messenger RNA from Pygoscelis adeliae (Adelie penguin), 8004 nucleotides. It is a transcript of the gene PPP2R3A, whose product is annotated as protein phosphatase 2, regulatory subunit B'', alpha. Gene Ontology annotation, biological process: protein dephosphorylation. The transcript has 15 exons. Gene Ontology annotation, molecular function: calcium ion binding; protein phosphatase regulator activity. Gene Ontology annotation, cellular component: protein phosphatase type 2A complex. The record is from RefSeq and is a predicted model, not a curated record. Lineage: Eukaryota; Metazoa; Chordata; Aves; Sphenisciformes; Spheniscidae.
ACUGUAAGGGCAGUUGCAGCUGAGCAGGUAUAAACCCAGACUAUUCUUUGGUGGUAAAAAGAAGACCAGUCUCUCCUUGCUGUAUAUAACACAGAGGGAGGAAGGAACUCUGAGAAAGGACCUACCUUACCAGUGUGAGAGGGGAAUCUUACAAGCAUACUGUGGAUUUUUAGUCUGUACCUGCUACUUGAUUGUUUAUCUUAUACUGACCCACCCAAAAAGAGAAGAAGGGUCAAACAAAAAUCAUUGUCUUGUCACUUCUGUCUAAGAACUGGAUGAAUUUUGACACCUGCUGGAGAAGCUACCAGGACCAUUAGAAAUGGAGCAGCUCAUGCUGCAUCUCUGAUCAGCAAAGCUUUCUGCAUGGAGUACAAGAAUCAAGUUGGCUUAAGUUAAACCAUAUGCAAGUUGCACUAAUUGUUGUAAUGGUACUGCUGAUACCACUCCAGACUUCACUAGGGCUUUCCGAGGCAGUAGUUUCUCAUGUAGUUUGAAUGUUUUCAACUGACACUUGAAUGUUUUUAUUAAAUCUGGUGUGGCUGUGAAAAGUGUGUGUGGGGUGAACUUUUUCCUGUUAAGUUCAUGGUGAAUUUUGAAGCCUCACUUCCAAGCGUGAUCCGUGCUAUGGCAGCAACCUACAGGCUUAUUGUCACUUCUGUGAACUGCUACAGCAGUGUGGUGAUAGACCAGCACUUUCAGCACACUGUGCAUUACUGCACAGGGACUUGCCAAGUGUUUAAGCAAGGAGUUACAUGCAUAGUUGCCCACCACAGUGUCUGCGCAGAGCUCAGUGUUCAAGAUGCCAACCUAGACCAUAAAAUUCCUGUUCCUGAAAAUGGACUUGCCUUGCCUGGGAAUGAGGACUAUCACCAAAUCCUCCCAAAUAAUCCAAGAAUCAAAAAGGGCUCUUCAGUGCAAGCCUCCAGCAGUUUAAAAGACAUUACCGGUGAGGCGAUAAACCUUGCCAGUGGUAAAAUAAAGGAGUUCUCCUUUGAAAAGCUCAAAAACUCUUCCAGUCAUGUGGCCUACAGAAAGGGAAGGAAAGUUCGGUCAGAAUCAUUCAGUAGACGAUCAUUUGAUUUUGACUUGAUUUAUGGGCACUUCAACAAUGAUGAGAACUGCCCUCCAUGUGGCUUUUCGCAGAGUCCCUCACCUGUGGAGAAAUGGCAGGAGAGCAAUGAUGCUUCAGAAGUCACCAUGAAUCCCAUGGUUCCCUUCUCCCCUCAUUCCUUCUCUGAAGAAAACCUCAUUACUCAGAUUUUGGAAAAACAUAAGCUAGAUGGUUCUUCUGGUGGAGAUAUUAAGGUGUGCUUAGACAUCUUGCUCAAGUGCUCAGAGGAUCUGAAAAAGUGCACAGACAUAAUAAAACAUUGCAUCAAAAAGAAGUCUGCAGACAGUGUUAGUGGAGGGAACAGCAAUGAUCCCCUGGCUAAUUCAGAAAUGAUAUAUAUGAAUCUGAUGACAAGGUUUUCUUCAUACCUGAAAAAGCUACCCUUUGAGCUCAAGCCACCAGGACAUAAGGAAGCUAGUGACUUGGCAGAACUAGUUAAUUGUUUUCAUGGUUUGCAGCAAACUCCCUUUCCCCCAGUAUUUGGAGAUGAGCAGCCACCUAGGUAUGAAGAUAUUAUUCAGCUGCCAUCAUCAAGUGCAGUUCCUCUUGGACUACCAGGUGAUCAGUGUGAGGUGACAAGCACCUCUCAGUCCAUCCAAACAAGUACUGUGAGCUUUACCUCAAACUCCCUUCACAGCGUCCCCCAGGAGAACAGUGAGAGAGCUGUGAAAGAUGCUUGUGCUCUACCUCAGUUACCAGCCACAAGCCCUUCUGACUGCACAUCUUCCACAGAGGCUCUGUACAUUGAGGAGGAGUCUGAUGGGGAAAGAACGUUAGGGAAAAUAAAGAAGGCAGAGCAGAAGCGGGGCUGGGAGAGUUUAGAGCGCAGUUACCAGCUAGCUGGUUGUUCAGAUCUAGCUGCCAAUGCUAAAGCAGAACGUUCCAGAGUGGGAGAUGUUGAGCUCUCCCACGCUUCUGAGAAAAUUACUCCUUUAAAACAAGUUUCAGAUUCUGUAUUGCGUGGUUCCCAAGCUGAUGUCUCCAAAGGAGAACAGAUGUGCAGUAAGAUAGACAAUGAUGAGAUAGACAAACUGCUGCUGGACUUAGAGUGCUUCUCACAGAAAAUGGAGAGUACUUUGAGGGAACCCUCUCUAAAGGAGAGUGAACCUGCCUGUUUGCAGGUGUUUGGCUGGCAGGGUAGGCAGGUACUACCUCUGGCUCUUGAACCCAAAAGUAAACCCGUUGACCCCACUUCCCCUUUGUCAAAAAUCAUGGAAACCAAUGGUCAUAAAAUGGAAGAGGAUGACAAAGCCCUUUUACUGCGUAUCCUGGAAAGCAUUGAGGACUUUGCCCAGGAACUGGUGGAAUUCCAGACAGGCAAGGGAAGCUUGUCCAAGGAGAGGGAAGUGAUGCAGAUUCUUCAGGAAACUUUAACUCCUCCUUCACAGUCCCACCUUGCAGGGCAAAAAAGCUAUGCUGGGGCUGUCUCCAGAGACUCUGUUCCAGCUUCAAUUCAGCAGGCCCCAGAAGUGAUUAAGGUUCAAGGUAAACAAGACUAGAAACCUGGAACUUCAUCCCCAGUCCCUUUGAACUCCGCUAUUAGCCCUUGCACUCUUCUGCCUGUGAAUAAAGCCACCAGCAGUAGCCCUUUGUCGAUAAACAUUCCACGUUUCUACUUUCCUAAAGGACUUCCGAAUGUCUGCACUAAUCAUGAAGAAAUCAUUGCCAGGAUUGAAGAAGCCUUUACAGAGUUUGAAGAUGAGAAAGCAAACAUCUGUGAAAUGGGGAAAAUUGCUAAGAUAUGUGGCUGCCCACUCUACUGGAAAGCACCUAUGUUCAGUGCAUCAGGAGGAGAAAGGACAGGAUGUGUAUCUGUACACUCAUUUGUAUCUAUGUGGAGAAAAAUCCUAUGUAACUGCCAUGAUGAUGCAUCCAGAUUCACGUAUCUUUUAGCGAAGCCUAGCUGUGACUACCUAGAACAGGAGGACUUCAUCCCGCUGCUUCAGGAUGUGGUGGAAACGCAUCCUGGCCUGACGUUCCUGAAGGAUGCUCCCGAGUUCCAUUCCCGGUAUAUUACAACGGUUAUACAGAGAAUAUUCUACACAGUCAAUCGAUCCUGGUCUGGGAAGAUCACUCUAACAGAGCUGAGGAAAAGCAACUUCUUGCAAACUCUUGCUCUCUUGGAAGAAGAGGAUGACAUAAAUCAGAUCACAGAUUAUUUCUCCUAUGAGCACUUCUAUGUUAUAUACUGUAAAUUCUGGGAGCUGGACACUGACCAUGAUCUUUACAUCAGCCAGAAGGAUCUGGCUAGGUACAGUGAUCAAGCUUUAUCAAACAGGAUUAUUGAGCGAAUAUUCAGCGGCGCUGUGGUGAGAGGCAAUGAAGUUCAAAAGGAAGGCCGCAUGAGUUAUGCCGAUUUUGUGUGGCUCCUGAUUUCAGAGGAAGACAAAAGGAGUGCUACAAGCAUUGAGUACUGGUUUCGGUGCAUGGACCUGGAUGGGGAUGGAGUGCUCUCCAUGUAUGAACUGGAGUACUUUUACGAGGAGCAGUGUGAGAGGAUGGAAGUGAUGGGCAUAGAACCACUGCCAUUUCAUGACUUGCUGUGUCAGAUGCUUGAUCUCGUUAAGCCAGAGAGGGAAGGAAGAGUAACCCUGCGAGACCUGAAGAGGUGCAGAAUGGCUCAUGUAUUCUACAACACCUUCUUUAAUUUAGAGAAAUAUCUGGACAAUGAACAGAGGGAUCCCUUUGCAGUGCAAAAGGACAUUGAAAAUGACGGCCCUGAACCCUCUGACUGGGACAGAUAUGCCGCUGAAGAGUACGAGAUUCUUGUGGCUGAGGAAUCUGGGAAUGAACAGUUACAAGAAGGAUCAUUUGAAGACGACUAUGACACAGAUGAAGUCUUAUCUCCCCCUGAAACUGGAGACAAGUCAGACAAACUAGUUAUCUCAGAUCUCUCAGCAUAGAGAAAUGGAAGACAUUUAAUCAGUAUCUUUCAAACUGGAUAGCAUUCAGUCCCAAGACAUUUAGGAAUUUUUCUUAAAUCCGUCAUUGGAGCAAUGUGCUUUAUUUUGUACACUGUAACUUGAGAACCCUUUUUCUCCUCCUGUGUAAUUGCAAUAAGGUAAUUUCUAUAAAAAGGCUUUUUACAAUGUGUUAUCGUGCACGCUCAUUAAAAAUGGUGAUUGCACCUUGUUUCGUUUAUAUAUAAAUUCUGUUAUGUCCCCAGAUGUGCAAUAAAUGCCAGCAUCUAAUGGUUAACUGUAACAACUGCAUGCAACAUCUACAGUGGUCGUUUCUCUGUCAGUUCAGUCCUGUGCCAUUCUGUCCCCUUGACUUUAUACCAGGAGUGACAAAAGAGCUGCCAAAUUAACUUAAUUUAAAUGUAUGUCUAGAAAUCUUUUAAAAUGCAAGUCACAAUGACGUUCUCUUUUUUUCUUAGUGUCCUGGAAACCAAGGCAACAUGCCUGCACAUGGGGAGAGUGAAGUCCCCUUUUGCGCUUUAAACCACAAGCUCUUACAGUUGAUACUGGACAUAUUUUAUUUGUAUGAAUCUGUGGACAGUUAAAGCACCACAUGAUGUAAUGUUUCGCUAAGAAUUUGAGAUGUAGUUAACAUUUCUACAUAUUCUCCUGUGCGUAAGAUGAUCUUCCUCAGGCUAGUGUUUUGUCUCUGUAGAAAUAUUUUCUAGCGUAUUUACCAAAGACGACAUAUAUGCUGUUCAGCUGGUGUGUUGAAACUGCCGUGUCUUGUGUGCACCAGUUCUGCCCAUUUCCUGUGUUCUUCCAUUCUAUUGUAUUGCUAACCUGUAGCCUUCUCCAAGAGGCUAAGCUGAGAUAAUGAAGAAAAAACCCAAUCCUAACCUAGUUUGCUGAAUUUCUGUUAACAGAGGGAUCCUUUAACUGGUAAAGGAAUUAGUCUGAAAUAUUGCCAAAAAUUUGUUUUCCACCCAUGAAGUAGGCCCCAGUCUCAGAGAGGAAACACUAACUAAUGAAUUCUUGCUUUAAGUGCAAAAUUAAACUGACUUUCCCCAUAGAAUCACAACGGGUGUCUCUAGUAAUAGCACAUGCUCUGCUGCUAGAGCUGUUCCUCCUUGCUUAGUAGCUGUCUGUGAUUCAGCGCAGAGGUGAUUAUAACAUAUUCUUACCAGUCCGCAAUUUUAGCCAUCGUAGACACACAAACAGAUCUGGUACUUACCUUCUCCAGCUUGGGACAGGUUUCAGCUGUCAUAUUUUAUUUCAACUAUUGUAAUUGUGCCCAAAUAUGUAAUGCUUGGUGGGCAUGUAUAUACUAUAUUUCCUCUUACCUCACUGUAAGAAUAUCAAACCAUGCCUCCUCAGGACAUCCCUGUGUGAAUUCCUGCCAGAAUACCUGGGAGACAACUGCCAAUGCCAGGAUCAGAUCUCCAAGCAGGCACCUCCUUGACUGCACUAAAAGCAGAACCCACCCACUUCAUAGGUGACUUGUAUAUACACACACACACUGGUAGCCUGGUGUAUUUUGUACAUAUAGAUGCUAGCACAAUGGAACAUUAAUCCCUAGAUGAUACCUUUAAGUGCUACUGUUAAUAACCAAAUAAGUAAUUGGCUGGUCACUACAAUGCAGCUUCAACUUUUCCAGGAGCCUUUGAAGUGUAACAGCUGCCUCCCGAUGCCCAGGUGGGAUAUACUGCUGCCUUGUUGAGGUUAGUAACUCCUCAGGAUGAAAAUCUGAAAGAGAGGAAGUUUUCAGUUAUACUGGCCUUGGAGAUUUAUUCUCUUUUUCUUGAACAAAGCUGCUGUUUUAUCCAGAGGCAUAUACAGACCCCAGGAUCCUGGAUUUGAUAUUUGGGAAACUUCUGGAUGCCCAGGUUAUUAGCAAGGGCAAGGUAACUUCCAUUCCAUAAUAAGAGAUGUAAGCAGGGAGCACUCUAACCAAGCCAGGAUAAGCCGCUAUGAACACAGCAAGCACACAAGAGCGGCUCUGUCCAACACCAGGGUGUUUGAAUCGCAUCUCCAUCAUCACUAUAACCCUGAGGGGAAAAGCUUUACUGGGGAUGAUUCCACAAAGGCCCAAAUACAGAAUAAACUAGGAAACGAUUGCAGAAAUUAACACAGGAUGGAAGUCACACAAUCACUAAUUGUAACCAGUUCCAUCCACUUCUUACCUGAAAGAACAUAGGCAAAGCAGUUCACCUCUUUUGUUCACUAUCUAGGUCCAGAGUGGUCUUUUACUUUGAUAAAAUUUUACAUCUCUCCAAAGGCAAAGAUUCCUCAAAGGAACAAUAAGAACCUGACCCCAUUCUAGACUGAAAUUGAACUUUCGUGUUACUUCAGCAUUGCUAGCUUUUAACUCCAUAAGCAGCAGUACUGGAAAGUCCAGUUUGUCAAUUAUGUAAAGUCUCAUUCCAGAGUAACUUAGUGAUGGUCUCUUUAAGGUUUUAACCUGGGAUACCCUGGCACCUUCAAGAAAAGAAGCUUUCCUAGCACUGUACAGAAUAAUGUAAUAAUUCAGGUUGGAAGGGACCUCUGUAGGUCUCUAUUCCACCUCCUCACUCAAAAGCAGGCCAGCUUCAAAGUUAGAGCAAGUUUCUCAGGUCCUCAUCCAGCUGAGUUUUGAAAAAUCUCCAUAGAUGGUGAUUCUACAACCUCUCUAAGUAUUACAUUUCCUCCUCCUCCUCCCUGUGGGAGUUCAGAGUAACAUCCUUUUCCAGGAAGGAUGUAUAUUCCCAGGAAUGCACAGUUUCUUUUUCACCCAAGGAGGGAGUUAGAUGAAGGACUCAAGGACUCGCCAGUUGAGCAAGUGACACCCUGUUCUCAAGCACCAGAUGUGUGUUGGGAUGCAGGCGCAGCCCAUGAUGUACUAUGAAGAGCUGGUACUCCAGCAACCCUUGGCGCAUCGCUUUUUUGGCUUGGCAUUUCUGUUCGUGCUAGGUUGUACCUUGAGCCUACUUCUGCUGUUCCUGCUCUCCCUAUUCACGCACCUUUCAUUUUUCUCCUCAUGUGCUUUUUGCAGAGGGGCUUUAACUCAACCCAUCAAAUCAGUUCAGACUUCCAUCUCACACCACACCAAUCUGCCUGAACUGGUGCCUUUUCUUGAGGAAGUCAGUAUUCUGAGCCUGGUAAAAAUCACCAGUUACUUUUUCAAGGUUUGGCUUCAAUAAAUUGAGACAGAAGCUCAUAGCUGCUCUGCUGAGCUCUUUGGCCCCCAAACCCAAGGCCCUCUCUUCUAUAAACAGAGGUUUGCCGCUGCUAUGAUAAAGUAGCAUAAGUCCAAACCAAUUCAUGCUUUCUAAUAGGUCAACACAACAAGCUAAUCAAAGAAAAAAAAAACCAAAACAACCAAACUUAGAGCAAAUGUUUUGCCUUAUAUGUGAAUAUAAGGACAAGCUACAGAAGCCACUGCUAGCAGUGCAAAACUUGCAGCAAUUUAUACUAUUUACUCCAGGAGUAGAAAUCCAUUCUCUCUCACUAAUACAUUUGAAAAGAAUCAAAAUUCAGCAGCCACAGAUGAAUUAGUAAAGGAGGUAUUCUACACCCCAUUUGUGACUUAGCCCUGCCCGCAGCUUCUCUGGAUGGAAGGUUUCUAAAUGCAGUAUAUAAGCAAGGUAAACUUGGGAACUCCUGUCCUACUUCUUAGCUUUUAUUUCUGGGAUAAUGAAAACAUAAGAUGACAAGGAUGUUUGUGAAUACAGAUACCAGAACCUGCUCAGCUGCAACACACACCAGCUUCAGAGGCCAGCUCUCUAGAAUGAAGCAACCCAAGAAUCACAGCACAGAAAACUUGCAGCAGUCCGCUUUGCUCUGACUUUGCCUCCCGUCUCCAACUGUCAAUGCCACUUUAGAUGUUGCAUACCUUGAAAAACAGAGCAUGCAUUUUUCCUUAUAAGUCCAGCUCAGGCUGAAGUCUAUUAAGAGCUGGAUUUCUUUUUCCUUACGAGUAGUCAGAAAAGUGAGUAAAAUGCAGUUUUGCAUGAU